AUGGACUACUCACGGGAGAAUCAUGCUAGUUUAGAUGAUGCUAACUUUCAUAAUUUUUUUAGUGGUGAGGUUAGCCCCAUUGCGGAGCAUAAUGUUGAAAAUUCUCGAUACAAUAAAAUGAUGAGGGAUGCUUUUGGGACGUUUUCUGGGGUUCAUUCCGAACCAAAUGAUGAGGCUAAGCAUUUCUAUGAACAGUUACUAGAAGCUAGUCAUCCAUUGUAUGAAGGCUCGGUGCAUUUCAAGUUGUCUGUUGCGGUUAGAUUGCUAAGUAUUAAAGCAGAUAGUUCUAUUUCCCAAGCGGGCAUGGAUUCUAUUAUUGGGCUUAUGAAUGAACUUAAUCCGAGUAACAUUGACUUACCAAAAGAUUUCUACACUACUAAAAAAUUGGUUUCUAAGUUGGGUCUUUCAUCAGAGAGAAUUGAUUGUUGUGAGAAAGGUUGCAUAUUAUUCUAUAAGGAUAAUGCACCUCUAGAGAAUUAUAGAGAAGCGUGGAAGCAUUUUCAUAGGGUGUUCCCCGAGUUUGCUAGUGAACCAAGAAACAUUAGGUUGGGAUUAUGCACAGAUGGAUUUACUCCAUUUGCUGUCUCUGCUUCACCAUAUUCAUGUUGGCCAGUGUUUGUUACUCCGUAUAAUCUUCCGCCCGAGUUGUGUAUGACAAGUCCAUAUCUGUUCCUAACUUGUAUUGUUCCAGGUCCACGCAAUCCGAAAAGUUUGAUUGAUGUAUACUUGCAGCCUUUGAUUGAUGAGUUACAAUUAUUAUGGCAUCAAGGUAUGGAAACAUAUGAUAUAUCAACCAAACAAAACUUCAGAUUGCAUGCUGCUUUGAUGUGGACUAUAAAUAAUUUUCCUGCUUAUGGAAUGUUGUCCAGGUGGUCGACUGCUGGAAAGUUUGCUUGCCCUUGUUGUAUGGAAGACACUAAAGUAUUUACUUUAAAACAUGGAGGUAAAAAUACAUGGUUCGACUGCCACCGUAGAUUCUUGCCAAUGAAUCAUGAAUUUAGGCGAAAUACAAGUGCAUUUAUGAAGAACCGAACUAAUUUUGAGGAGCCACCGGCCUGCUUGUGUUCAGAAGAAAUUUGGAAUAGAGUAUGGGAUAUGCCUAAAGUAACAGAGUCUCCACCAUCUAAGAUACCAGGUUAUGGUGUCACACACAACUGGACUAACCGGAGCAUAUUUUGGGAAUUACCUUAUUGGAAGCACAAUCUUCUUCGGCAUAAUCUGGACAUCAUGCAUAUCGAGAAGAAUUUUUUUGACAACUUGUUUAACACUAUUAUGGAUGUUACUAACAAGACCAAAGAUAACUUGAAGGCCAGGAUGGACUUAAAGGAAUAUUGUAGGCGAAUUGAGUUGUAUCUGACAUACUUUAACAACAAGAUACAGAAGCCCAAAGCCAGUUACACGUUCAUCUUGGAUGAGAGAAGAGAGAUUUGUAGUUGGUUUAACAAUUUGAGGAUGCCUGAUGGGUACGGAUCAAAUUUAUCCAGGUGUGUUGACAUGAAAGAAGGGAAGUUGGCGUCAAUGAAAAGCCAUGAUUGUCAUAUUUUCAUGGAAGCGUUUGAUGCCUAUUGCGUUCAAUGCAUUGCCUGA
Nicotiana attenuata is the source of this 1587-nucleotide messenger RNA. RefSeq lists its product as uncharacterized. NCBI's taxonomy places the organism in Eukaryota, Viridiplantae, Streptophyta, Magnoliopsida, Solanales, Solanaceae. The coding region runs from base 1 to 1587 and encodes 528 amino acids. The transcript has 2 exons. The record is from RefSeq and is a predicted model, not a curated record.